GUGUUUGAGCCGGUCAGUUUUGUCGUCUGCAGACAGACGAAAACAGUGUCUUACAUUAAAACAGCUUUAAUUUAGUAAUAAAUUGUUUCAAUAUUAGCAAAACUAAUAAACAAUAGUGAUGGUACUAUUGGUGUUGCUGUCUGCGGUGGCGGUGGCGCUGGCGGUGUACCUGCGGCACGUGUACACAAGGUUCAGCAAGUAUGGUGUCAAGAGCCUAACACCGCUCCCCAUUCUCGGCAACAUGGCACGUAUCGUCAUUCGUAUGGACCAUUUCGCACAAAACAUGGAAAGGAUGUACAAGCUCGACUCUAGAGACAGAUUUGUAGGAAAAUAUCAAUUCCUGGAUCCUGUGGUGAUAAUAAAGGACAUUGAUCUCAUAAAAGCUGUCACAGUUAGAGACUUCGAACACUUUCUGGAUCAUCGCAAUUUUGUUGACGAGAAACUUGAUUCGUACUUCGGAAGAAACUUGUUUUCGUUAAAAGGCGAAGAAUGGAAACAGAUGCGAUCAAUCCUUAGCCCAGCCUUCACCAGCUCCAAGAUACGUUCGAUGGUGCCGUUCAUGGUCGAAGUUGGCGACAAGAUGAUAAACUCGCUAAGAAUGAAGAUAAAAAAAUCAGGAAAGAAUAUAAUUGACGUAGACUGCAAGGACUUGACGACUCGCUACGCUAAUGACGUCAUUGCCACUUGUGCUUUCGGCCUCAAAAUCGACUCGCAUACCGAAGAAAACAACGCCUUCUACAAAAAGGGCAAGGAAACUGUCGCCUUUAACUUUAUGCAACUGCUCAAGUUCUUUACUCUUACUUCUUGGCCAAAUGUUUCGAAGUUUUUUAGGAUUACUCUGUUCUCGGAAGAAAUAAGGUUUUUCUUCAGGGACUUGGUGCUGAAUACAAUAAACGAUCGCGAAGAAAGAAAUAUCUUCAGACCUGACAUGAUCCACCUACUAAUGGAAGCCAAGAAAGGUAACUUAAAACACGAGAACGGUAAAGACACAGACGCGGGCUUCGCCACCGUCGAGGAGUCAGCUAUUGGAAAAAAGAACGUUGAUUACGUGUGGAAUGACAAUGACCUAGUUGCACAAGUGCUGUUAUUCUUCAUCGGGGGCUUCGACACGGUGUCGACGGUUAUGUCGUUUGCACUGCACGAGCUGGCGGUCAACCCAGAGGUGCAGGAGAAGCUGCAUCAAGAAAUAAAGGAACACCACGAAAACAACGGAAAAAUUGACUUCGACGCUGUAAAUGAACUCAAGUAUUUGGAUAUGGUUAUUUCAGAGGUGCUGAGACUGUGGCCUCCUGCCGUCUCCAUGGACAGGCUCUGUGUCAAAGAUUAUAAUUUAGGGAAAUGUAAUGAAAAGUCCACCAAAGAUUUUAUCGUGCGCAAGGGAGAGUCGAUCAUUAUUCCGGCGUGGGCUAUUCAUCGCGACCCCGCCUACUACCCGUCUCCCCGUGACAUGUUAAUGAUACUGCUAAUAUGGACGGCGGUGGUCCUGUCCGUCUGCUGGCUGUACUCCCGCGAGGUGUACUCCAAGUUCAGCAAACGUGGCGUCAACCACCUGAAGCCGACGCCAUUUCUCGGCAACAUGGCCUCCGUAAUUCUUCGCAGGAAUCACUUUGUUGAAGCUACAUCAAAGCUUUACAACGCGUAUUCCGAUGACAAGUUUUUGGGUUGGUACGAAUUUGUAAACCCAAUUAUUAUGUUGAAGGACAUUGAACUCAUAAAAACAAUAGGAGUCAAGGAUUUUGAAUACUUUUUGGAUCAUCGUCCCAUUGUUGAUGGGAAAAUUGAUCCCUUCUUCGGCAGAAGUCUCAUUUCACUGAAAGGUGAGGAAUGGAAAGACAUGCGGUCGACCCUGAGCCCCGCAUUCACCAGCUCCAAGAUGCGGCUCAUGGUGCCCUUCAUGGUAGAAGUCGGCGAUAUCAUGAUCAAGUCGCUCAAGGAGAGAAUACAGAGUUCAGAAGGAGGCUACAUAGACGUCGAGUGCAAAGACCUUACUAAUCGGUAUGCGAAUGACGUCAUCGCCUCCUGUGCAUUCGGCCUCAAAGUGGACUCACAUACGGAUAGAGACAACAUCUUCUACAAGAUGGGCAACGUGGCUGCCACCUUCCGCUUCGUGCAGCUUCUCAAGAUUAUUGUUACCGCCUCUUGGCCAAUGAUUUCAAAAAUAUUACGAAUAUCUGUUUUCGAUCAAAACGUAAAAGACUUUUUCCAAGAUCUUAUUCAAAAAACGAUUCAAGAGCGUGAAAGUAAAAGUAUCAUCAGACCUGACUUGAUUAAUUUGCUGAUGAAAGUAAAAAAAGGUCAGGUGACAAAUGAUGAUUCAGGCGACGACAAUGAUGCAGGCUUCGCGACUGUUGAGGAAUCAUCUGUAGGCAAAAAGAAUGUUAACCGCGCUUGGACUGAAAACGACCUGAUAGCGCAAGCAGUGCUGUUCUUUAUUGCGGGUUUCGAGACGAUUUCGUCAGCAAUGACAUUCGCACUGCACGAGCUGGCCAUGAACCCUGACAUGCAGGAGCGACUGCUGCAGGAAAUAAGGGACAAUGAUCAGAAGAACGGAGGGAAAUUCGAUUACACUUCAAUACAGAACAUGAAGUACUUGGAUAUGGUUGUGUCAGAGGUACUUAGAAAAUGGCCACCGGCUGUCGCACUGGACAGAUUGUGUUUGAAUAAUUACAACCUUGGAAAACCCAAUAAAGAAGCCACUAAGGAUUAUAUUAUACGUAAAGGUGAAAUAGUAACAAUACCCGUGUGGUCGAUUCAUUACGACCCCAAUUUCUACCCGGACCCAGAAAAGUUCAAUCCAGAGCGCUUCUCAGAUGAGAACAAGCAUCAAAUUAAGCCAUUCACAUACAUACCCUUCGGCCUUGGUCCAAGGAAUUGUAUCGGAUCUCGGUUCGCGCUGUGCGAAGUGAAGGUGCUGCUGUACCAGGUGGUGCGGCGCAUGCAGCUGACUCCCUGCGAGAAGACAUGCAUACCAGCGCAGCUCGCCACCGACACAUUCAACAUACGACUCAAGGGCGGACACUGGCUCAGGUUCCGGCUACGACAGUGA
Papilio xuthus (Asian swallowtail) is the source of this 3046-nucleotide messenger RNA. Lineage: Eukaryota; Metazoa; Arthropoda; Insecta; Lepidoptera; Papilionidae. The record is from RefSeq and is a predicted model, not a curated record.